This is a messenger RNA of Megalopta genalis, 2256 nucleotides long. It is a transcript of the gene Nasp, whose product is annotated as Nuclear autoantigenic sperm protein. Gene Ontology annotation, biological process: CENP-A containing chromatin assembly; DNA replication-dependent chromatin assembly. The record is from RefSeq and is a predicted model, not a curated record. Gene Ontology annotation, cellular component: nucleoplasm. NCBI's taxonomy places the organism in Eukaryota, Metazoa, Arthropoda, Insecta, Hymenoptera, Halictidae. Gene Ontology annotation, molecular function: histone binding.
AUCGUUGCAUCCGCCUCGUUUCUGUGUGCUUGACGCUCGUACAAGUGUACGCGUGCCGGUAAUAAACCGUUGUUUGGCAUAACGGUCGUCCCGUCCCAUUCGAUCUACCUGGCUGUUUGUACUUACAUAAAGUUUACGUUCAAACGAUCGAAUCACAACUUAGGAGAACCUUCGAAGAAACAGUGAAAGUGUGUCUGUCGUUGAGAAACCGUCAAACACCCAGUUAAACCAACAAAUUCAAGAUGGCUGACGUCGCCGAGAGUGCAGCAUUCACCGAUCCAGCAACUGCGAUCUCCCACGGGAAACGGCACCUGUUAGUGCGGGAUUACACUAUGGCUGUGACCGCGUUGGCGCAAGCCUGCCAGCUGCUGGCAGAAAAGCACGGGGAUACAGCAGACGAACUCGGUGAACCCUAUCUUCUGUACGGUCGAGCACUUCUUGGUCUGGCCAGAGAAGAGGCGGGAGUGUUGGGUGGCGGAGUGCCAGGAUCAGAGGAGGCGGAAGAGGAGGACGACGACGACGAAGAAGAAGGCGAGGACGAGAAGCUGAGUAACGUGGACGAGAAGGACGAGGAAGAAGAAGAGGAUGCUGCGGCUGCUGAGGGAAAGGAGCAAAGUUCGACGGAAUCUAAAGCUGAGAAAACAAAGGCGGAGGAGCCAGAGGCGAAGCCGGAAGCAGAGGAACCAAAGAAAGCCGAAGUAGAGGAAGCAGCAAAGCCAGAGGCAGAAAAGAAAGAAGAGAAAACAGAGGCCGUCAGCGAGAAACAGGAACAGGAGAAGACAGACUCGAAGAAAACCGAGGAAAAAGCUGAGCAGAAGCAGAAGGAGGAGGAGAAAACUGCACCCGGGUCCAGCAAGGAAACGAAUCAUGCCAAUGGACCGUCUUGCUCCAGUGAACAGAACGGAGAUGUGAAGAAGAAUGGGGAGGAGGAGGAUACCGAGGACAUUGGAAAGGAGGACGAAGAGGAUGAAGUCAAUAAUUUACAGGUAGCUUGGGAAGUCCUGGAGUUAGCAAAACUGGUGUUACUAAAGCGAGGAGAACCCGGCUGGAAGCUCCUAGCUGACUCUUAUCGGCUUCUAGGAGAAGUGGCUAUGGAGGGAGGGAAUUUCCAAGGUGCGCUAAACGAUCUACACAAGUGUUUGGAGCUUCUACAGCAAAUCGAGCCGCGCGAGCCAAGGGCGAUAGCAGAGAUCCACUACCAGCUUGCACUGGCGCAUUCGCUGGGCAAUGAGUUUGACUCCAGCAUAGAAGAGUUCAACAAAGCCACCGAGCUGUUAGAGGCACGCAUUAAAGAGCUGGAGGAGAUCAAAGAACCGCCCAAGACGGAGGACUCAUUUUAUACCGUUGAAGGAGAGAUCCAGGAGCUGAAAGAACUACUGCCGGAGAUCAGAGAAAAGAUCUCAGACAUGAAAGAUUUCAAACAGGAAGCUUGCAAACUGGUGAUAGAAGGUAUCAAAAGCAAGGUCGCGGGGGGAUGUUCGAACGGUGCCGGACCCAGUGGUAGCGAUUCAGGUUCUAGCCCAAAAGUUCAAAAGCCAGCCAGCGAUAUAUCCCACUUGGUACGCAAGAAGCGGAAAGCUGACGAAGCGGAGACGGAGACCACCGCCUCGCCGUGCAAAAAGCCAACGCCGGAGAAAGCUGUUUGAAGACUAGUUACGUGCAGACUGGAACACUCUUAAUCGUUGCUAUGUUUCGCGGAGUGAUCUACUAAAAACUGUACCACUCUGGAAUUCGAAGAGUUGGACCAAGAUAGAGUUAAAUACAUUGCAUCCAGCGGGAGAAAACAUCUCGAUGGUGCGACAACUGUUUUUAAAAAAGAGCAGACGCCAGGAUCGCUCUUCUACUUUUCGUUCCUUAAAUUUUUUUAUUCAACGAUCACACUCAUUGCCGUAGUUUAUUUCGUAAUUUUUAUCAAUACAUGUUUUAUUUAUUGUGUCUAAUAAGUGUACCGACAGUGAAUGACAGCUGUGAACGACUGUCCUAAUUGAUUUCAGCUCUUAUUUUUCUUAGGACUAUUAAUAUCAAGGAGUAAGGUUGUUCUUGUAUAAAUCUGAUUAAUAAACGUUAAACAAUGGUUUUUUCUAAAUGUUCAGAAGAUACUUGUAUAUUUUUACUAUACACUUAAGACACGAUAUUGUAUAAAUUAUUUUAGGCAAAUAACUAUCACAAUUCUGGACGGAUUGGUCUUGAAAAUUCAAACAGAAAUUACAUUUUGUGUUAAAAAAUUCACCUGUAAUAAGAGGAAAAUUUCCUUAA